AUCCUCGUUAGUAAAUUAGGUUAUGAUGUUUUAUAAGCCAUAUAUAUUAAAAUGAGUGAAACUGAAAAGUUGCAUGAUGCUGAAAGCGAAGAUAGCAUCGUUAGUGAGAUAGAACUUCCAAACUCGGUGGGCGACACAAAAUCAAAUACGACAAGGGAAACUAUAUUAGAAUACUCUGGUACUGAGACGACCACUCGACCAAAAGCAACUCUCUAUUUCCACGAUGGUGUUCGUUUCAUAGACUAUGUGAUUGCGUAUCAAGACAACGAUGAGCAUGAACAUGAUAAGGACGAUGGGCAACGGCAACAUUACGAAGAAAAUCUGGAGAAAGCGGGUCUGAUGUUGGAACGAGAACCGAAAGAGCAAUCGCAAGACCAAAACACAUACUUUGUGAAAGUGCAUGUUCCUUGGCCUAUUCUGCUUAAAUAUGCUGAGAGAAUGAAGAUGAAGAUGCCGUUGAAGGAAGAGAGGAGGGAGGAGUUCAUGAAGGAUUCUUCUGAGAUUUGUGGAUGUGUGAAAACUUUGUAUAGAAAACUUGUUGCGCCUUGUGUAUUGAACACUGAAGAAAUGACAGAGAUGGAGGAACCAGACUACUAUACGACCGAGUUUGUUCGGGACAAGAUGGAUUUCUUUGACAUUCAAGACGAGAAAUCAUUUUUUGCGAAUUCACAAAGAUCACGAAUCGCCCACCGAAUUAUGAGUGAAACAAGAUACGGUCCUAAGAGAGUUAACAUUGGUAUUAACAAUCUCAUAUCAUCAGGAGUGUAUGAAUGUGCCUUCCCUUUGCAUGAGGGCAAACAUAAGAGCACUGAAAGCAAACUAGCAAUCAAUGCAAACAUGAGAAGGUUAUUAUACUGGGAAUGGGCAAGAUGGGGAAGGUGGUAUAAGUUUCAACCACUUGAUUUGAUAAGGAGUUACCUGGGUGACAAGAUAGCAUUGUAUUUUGCUUUUAUGGGAUUUUACACCAAACUCCUAUGGCCCGCUGCCAUGGUGGGUAUUGGGGUUCUAGUAUAUGGUGUAGUGACGCUUGUCACCUGGACUAAUGUCAGCCAGGAAAUUUGUGAUGAAACGUACCCAACGUAUGCUGGUAAUCUAACUAUGUGCCCACUGUGUGAUGAAGAUUGUAGCUACUGGAAAUUAAAGACAUCUUGUCUUGCUGCGAGGAUAACAUACGUGUUCGACAAUGAAGCGACGAUUUUCUUUGCUAUCUUUAUGUCAUUAUGGGCCACUAUGUUCCUUGAGUUUUGGAAACGCCGACAGUUUGAGCUUUCGUACGAAUGGGAUUUAGUCGAUUACGACGAGCAGAGGGACCUCGUACGGCCCGAGUUCGAAGCUCAAGUUACGAAGGAACGACUAAACCCGGUAACUGGUGACAUGGAGCCGUAUUUGGCAGCUAAGGACAAAUACACAAGGACAUGCUUGUCUCUUGUUACCGUGUUUUUCUGGAUCCUGGUGGUUAUAGCUGCGGUAUUUGCUGUCAUCGUAUACAGAUUGGCAAUAAGUGCUAUAUUUGCUGUCAGUGUGGAUUUAUCUUCACUGGGAGCCAUAGGAACCUUUGCAACACCUGCUAUGCUAACAACCAUCACUGCUUCUAUGCUGUCUCUUGUUAUCAUUAUGUGUCUUAACAAGGUGUAUGAAAAAGUAGCGAUAUGGCUGACUAAUAUGGAGCUCCCGCGAACGCAGACGGAGUUCGAGGACCGUUUUACGUUCAAGAUGUUUUGUUUCCAAUUUGUUAACUUUUAUUCCUAUCUCUUCUACAUCGCUUUCUUCAAAGGCACGAUAUCUGGGACCCCUGGACAUUAUACUUAUCUAUUCGGCUCAUGGAGAUGGGAACAAUGCGAUGCUGGUGGGUGUAUGUAUGAGUUGUCCAUCCAACUAAUCAUCAUCAUGUUUGGAAAACAACUUUGGAAUAACUUUAUUGAGUUGGUGAUGCCAUGGUUGCAACAUAAAUACAGACAAUGGAAGUCCCAGAAAGUUUCAACUGAAAUGAAGGACAACGAAUAUACGAGAUGGGAACAGGAUUAUGAUUUGAAUCAAUUCACCGAGAUGGGAUUAUUUUAUGAAUAUCUUGAAAUGGUAAUACAGUUCGGCUUCGUCACAUUAUUUGUGGCUGCGUUUCCCCUCGCACCAGUGCUUGCACUUGUAAACAACAUUAUCGAGAUCAGACUUGAUGCAAAUAAGUUCAUCUGUGAACUCAGGCGACCAUUGGCACACAAAUGUUCAGAUAUUGGAGCUUGGUAUUAUUUACUGGAGUUCAUUGGUAACCUUGCAGUUGUCACAAAUGCGUUCACAAUUGCUAUAACAUCAGAAGCAAUACCUAAGCUGGUUUAUUAUUAUGUUUAUUCACUUGAUAUAUAUCCUUCCUCUACAUAUAAUGGAUAUGUAAACAACAGUAUGUCAUAUUUCAACACAUCUGACUUUGAAGCACGCAGCAUGCCAAAUAAUCCUGAUCCAUUCGGUGAAGGCAAUAUCACAACUUGCAGAUACCCUGGUUAUCUCUCCCCGCCAACAGCCAGCCCCAAAUAUGAAUACACGACCCAAUAUUGGCACAACAUUGCUGGGAAGCUAGCAUUUGUUAUCGUGGUUGAGCAUGUUGUGUUCUUUCUGAAACGAUUGUUGGACUACCUCAUACCAGACAGACCACGUAAACUACGAGAUAAGAUAAAGCGAGAGCAUUUCCUUGUACAACAUAUGCUGUUCAAAGCUGAAACUCAACAAUUGCUCAAACAACUUUCACAAGAUAACGAAGGCACUAGAGAGCUAUCCCCAGCACCUCGGUCUUCUACGAAGCAAUUCUACUCAGUUGAAAAUGAAAAAGAAACAACGCCGUUCUGAUUAAAUGCAAACAAUAUACAUGCAUUCUAAUAGAGCUUGACUUUAUACACUGGGUUUUAAUUUCUUUAGCUUAGUUAUAGCUUUUAAUAUUAGGACACACUAUUCUCAAAAUCUAUCCAAAGGUCCAUGGAAAAUUGACAAUGUUUUAAACCAGCAGUUCCUAAACUUUUGUAAAAAACUUUGCCCGGUGGACCCCUGCAAAUUAUUUUGAUAUUUCACGGCCCCAUAAAAAUCAAGGAAUGGUAUAGUUAUAGGAAAACCUACAUGGUAUAGGUAUAGGAGGGAUGAAAAAAACCACACCAAUGAAACAAAUUUUUUAUCGAAUCAUAAUCAUUGCUGUACAUUAAGGACCCUCUUAAACUGCUGUAUAAACCCCAGUUAGCGAACCACUGUUUAAACUAUGUAUUGCUACUACCAUAUACAACUUAACAUGGGUUUAAAGCUACAGGGCCUGUUUAUCACAAAUACACUUAUAUGUUCCUGUAUUGCAUGGGUAUUGUACAUACACCUUUUACUUGAUUCCAAUAUCUUCCUAAGCUUAUAAACAGAUGCUGUUAACUUAGGCGCCAAACCUGGGGUGGCAGGGUGGGGAACCUACUCUGACUUUGACACUGUAUUAAUCAGUAAACAAUAAAACUAAUGAGAUAAAAUUUAAUUUGUAGGAUUUUAUUUUAACCAUCCCUGCCUCCCUUGUGUUUUAAGUUUGGUCCCGAACUGUUGAUAUUCUGUUACUGCAAAGUAUUGUUCCCAUUAUCACUGCAGUAUGUAGUCACAAUGUAGCAAUUUCAAAGUAAUUAUCGCAAUGUGAACCUUUAGUUCAUUGGAAAUAAAAACUGUGACUUGACUG
This is a messenger RNA of Ciona intestinalis (vase tunicate), 3682 nucleotides long. Lineage: Eukaryota; Metazoa; Chordata; Ascidiacea; Phlebobranchia; Cionidae. The record is from RefSeq and is a predicted model, not a curated record.